Thrips palmi is the source of this 2751-nucleotide messenger RNA. RefSeq lists its product as uncharacterized. NCBI's taxonomy places the organism in Eukaryota, Metazoa, Arthropoda, Insecta, Thysanoptera, Thripidae. The record is from RefSeq and is a predicted model, not a curated record. The transcript has 14 exons. Bases 106 to 2634 code for a protein of 842 amino acids.
AGCGAUUGCUAUCGAAGUUGAUAUAUCGAUAUAUCGAUCUUCUUGUUUCUGCCGCCUUAUGAGAAAUUUAGAGCUUUCAUUUGAACAAGUUAACGACAGUGUCACAUGUGUGUUGUGGAUACGGCUAAUUUUAUUUGGGAAGCAUACGUUUUACGUUUUGUUGAAGGCUACUUACAUCGUUCCAAUAUGCUUACGAACAUUCGGGAAAGUUUGGAGGCUCUGAAUGCCGAAGCACUUUAUGAAAUCAAGAAACUUCUGAGAAGCAGGUGUUCUGAGACAAUGUUGUCCGCUGUGGAUCUUCUGGAAUGUUGUCUGAAGGAUGAAUCUCUGGGCAGUACAUACCCUCUGCGAGAAUUUAUGCUGGAAGAGGACAUGGUUGGUUUUCUAUGUGAUGCCAUGUCAACUAAUUCAUGGCCUUUACUAGAGCGUCUCACGUAUGUGUUAGAGCUGCUCUCUGACAGCGACAAAAUGCUUCUGGAGGGCCAUGCAGUCGUUGCAGUGGAAGCAGCCCAGAGGCGUGCCCACUUUUUGGCUCUGAUGGUGUCUAGCAAAUCUGCGGAGUGUGAGUCAGCAUUGCGAGCCAUCCUUCGACUUGUAUCGACACUUCUUGAAAGAUGGCGCUCGGUGCUGAGGUCGGCGCAGUGCGCCUCCAACCUGUGUCCCCCGCAGGGCCUGCUGUCGACGCUGCGCCUGGUCCUGGACGCGCGCUGCGCCUCCCCGCCGACGACGUUGUGCGUCGCCAACAUGCUGUACUCCUUGCUGUGCGUGGUGUCCGUCGGCGGCGAGCCCGGAGACCCCACCGGCCUGGCGGUCACCAUCGCCUCGUGCGUGCGCGCCGUGAGCAGCGCCCUGCAGGGCCUGCUGCACCCGGGCGACAACCAGGGCGGCGACCAGGGGGACGGCCUCGACGAGGAGGAGCGGAACAGCACUGCGGAAUGGGCGUGCGGAAUUCUGUCCGCCAUCGCCGCCCGCAUUACCAGUGUACGCGCCGCCUGCGAGAAGCUGAGCGAUGUAGAGUGCGACGACGCCCUGCGCACCAUGGAGCGGCUCGAGGCCGAGAUGCAGCAGGUCAUGCUGGACAAGUGCCUGCCCAUCGUGGUCAAGACAGCCAGGGCGCGCAUAGAGUCCAGCGACGAGGAAUCGGUCGUUUUGGGCUUGGACGAGUUGUAUGAGCGGGGUCCCGCGCAGCCGGGAAUGACCUGGGUGCUGCUGGACGCGCUGGUGACGAGCCUGGAGCACGGCAAGGACGCGGUGGCCCUGGCGGACACCCUGGCCUGCCAGGACUUCCUGUGGCUGCUGCCCGCGUUGCACCGAACAGAGCGGAGCGACGCGGCGCUCAACCUGUUGUGCUCCAUGCUGGCACACCUCGCCGCCGAGCUUGUGGGCGGCCAGGAUGGGCAGCUCCUCCUCGCCGACAGCCUGCCUGCCUACGUCCUGAGCCUGCCGCACGGGCCGUCCGCGCAACGCGUGCCGGCCAGCGUGCUCAAGAUGGUGUGGGUGUCGUUCGCCGUGAACUGCGUGCUGGCGACGGACUGCAUGACGGAGGCGGCCCGGGCGGCGAGCUGCCGUCUGACGCAGCUGCUGGUCGACGCGGACGUGCGCGGAACCCUGGCGGCGGCCUUCACCGCGCACCCCUGCCUGCUGUACUGGGCCUUCCAGGCCUCGGCCGUGUCCGCGCGGAUGCAGCAGGUCGUCCUGGAGCUGUGGCUGUCGCAGGUGUCGCAGGGCGAGGCCAGCGACGAGGACGCCGUCGGCAUCGCCGCGCCCGUCCUCGAGAUCGUGCUGACCCAGAGGCAGGCGGUGCACCCGCUGCUGCCUCCUCCCGAGGCAACUUUUCCCUCCGCCCCACCCAAUGAGCUGGAACUGAGCCUGUCCCCGCUGUUCCCGUUCGCAGGCCACGCCACGCUGCUGGGCGACGCCCGGUUCGCGCAGGCGGUCUUGUCCGCCGCGAGCGACGAGGACGUCCAAGUUUGCGCCACGGCCCUCAGCCUGCUGCGCCACCUGGAGGAGGACAACGCCCUGCUCAAGGCGCCGGUGGUGCAGGCGGCCACGCCACUGGAGGUGGGCACGCUGCUGCUGGCGGUGUGCAGCGGGGACUUGCAAGUGGCGUCCGCCGGCGUGCUGCUCUUGCUCGAGGUCCUCAAGCCCAAGCAGCACCCGUUCCUGAUCCUCGAGGACGACGCGGAGAUGCUGCAGUCGCUGUACUUCAUGCUGCAGAACCAGGCCCUCAAGGUGCGGGGCAAGCCGGAGGACAGCGACGCGGUGUGGCGCGCCCUCGCGGGACUCAUGUCUCGCAGCCCCACGCUGUGCCAGCAGCCCUGGAACCACGUGCUCAUCAAGCUCAACUUGAAGCAGGCGCCGCUGUUCCAGCUCAGCGACGACUUCGUCUCCUUCCUCAUGGAGUGGCUUCGACACGUCGCACCGGCCGAGCAACCCCCCGAACCCACGCCCAGACGCCCGAUGCCCACGAUGCUGACUGAAACUGCGAUCGAAAUCGCCUCAGCCUUGGCCGAGGCCGUACCGGACUUCCAGAUGGGCACCGUCGGCCGAGGCAUUGCAGACGCGCUGCUGCGAGUGACUGCGAACCUUCCACCCAAUCUCAUGUCAAGUGUGAAAGGGUUAGCUACGAAAUGAUGACAGCAUGUGGACUUAAAUUUGUUCUGUUCGGUUGUUUUAUCCAUAUGUGAUUGGUAUCAUGAUUGUAAGAAAGGGCUGUGCAUAAUAGAAUCAGUAAAUACAAAAAAUCAGUUA